GCGGGCAGUCCGUGCAGCGGCGCCGGGCUCGUGGCUCAGAUCUCCUGUGACUGCUUUAAAUAAUGCUGGCCUAAGUAAUCUCUUCCACAUCUGCCUGCAAUACAUCCUUCACCAAAAUGGCAUUUGUGGCAACACCAGGGGCUGUGGUGGACCAGACUACUUUAAUGAAGAAGUACCUUCAGUUUGUGGCUGCUCUGACGGACAGCAACACACCUGAUGAAACCAAACUGAAAAUGAUGCAGGAAGUCAGUGAAAAUUUUGAAAAUGUCACAACUUCACCUCAAUACUCAACUUUCCUGGAACACAUCAUUCCUCGUUUUCUCACGUUCCUGCAAGAUGGAGAAGUGCAAUUCCUUCAGGAAAAAUCUGCCCAGCAAGUUCGGAAGCUUGUCCUUGAAAUCAUCCACAGAAUUCCAACAAAUGAGCAUUUGCGAUCCCACACAAAAAAUAUUUUGUCUGUGAUGUUCCGGUUUUUGGAGGUGGAGAACGAAGAGAAUGUGCUUAUUUGUCUUCGAAUAAUCAUUGAAUUGCAUAAGCAAUUCCGACCACCAAUCACGCAGGAAAUUCAUCACUUCCUUGAUUUUGUGAAGCAGAUUUAUAAUGACCUACUGAAAGUUGUGACACGAUACUUUGAGAAGCCCCAGGCGAUUGCAGAUAACACUGUCCCUUCCCCAGAGAUGGUUGGCAUGAUCACUCAGGUCGUAGUUAAGACCAAUCCUGAGCGAGAGGACAGUGAAUCAAGAACGCAUACCAUAAUUCCAAGAGGCUCCCUUUCUCUGAAGGUGUUGGCUGAACUUCCGAUCAUUGUUGUUCUCAUGUAUCAGCUGUACAAGCAGAGUAUACACAAUGUUGUAUCUGAGUUUGUGCCUUUGAUUAUGAGCACUAUCAUGCUGCAGGUUACACCUCAAGCAAGGCAAAAUAAACUUUAUAACAAGGAGCUAUACGCUGACUUCAUUGCUGCACAGAUUAAAACAUUGUCCUUUCUUGCUUACAUCAUAAGAAUUUAUCAGGAUUUGGUUGGGAAGUAUUCACAACAGAUGGUGAAAGGAAUGUUGCAGUUGCUGACUAACUGUCCUUCUGAAACUGCCCACCUACGGAAGGAGCUGCUGAUUGCAGCUAAGCACAUUCUAACUACCGAUCUUCGGAACCAAUUCAUUCCAUGCAUGGAUAAGCUAUUUGAUGAAUCUGUACUAAUAGGCUCAGGGUACACAGCUCGGGAAACGCUGAGACCCCUGGCCUACAGCACUUUGGCUGACCUGGUGCAUCAUGUUCGCCAGCAUCUUCCUCUGAAUGAUCUGGCCCUUGCCGUUCAGCUGUUUGCAAAGAAUAUUGAUGAUGAAUCAUUGCCCAGCAGCAUCCAAACAAUGUCUUGCAAACUUCUGUUGAACCUUGUAGAUUGUAUUCGUUCAAAAAGUGAGCAGGAGAAUGGGAAUGGAAGAGAUAUUCUGAUGAGAAUGUUGGAGGUCUUUGUGCUGAAAUUUCAUACCAUUUCUCGCUAUCAGUUGUCCACCAUUUUUAAGAAAUGCAAGCCACAAUCUGAGCUGACAGCUGCAGAAGCCCCUAUGGCGGCAGCUCAAGCGACUCCAACGCAAUCUGUUCCCCCUCCUGCCCCACCAACGCCCACCCUUCCUGCACCAGCCUUAGACAAACAUGGGGAUAAAGAAAAGGAGGAAAAGCAGACCUUCCAAGUGUCUGACUGCCGCAGCUUGGUGAAGACGUUGGUAUGUGGGGUGAAGACAAUAACAUGGGGCAUAACUUCAUGUAAAGCACCAGGAGAGGCAUCCUUUAUUCCCAAUAAACAGUUACAACCAAAAGAAACACAAAUUUACAUCAAGUUGGUAAAAUAUGCAAUGCAGGCUUUGGAUAUUUACCAGGUGCAAAUUGCUGGGAAUGGGCAAACAUACAUUCGAGUGGCCAAUUGCCAGACAGUGAGGAUGAAGGAAGAGAAGGAGGUUUUGGAGCACUUUGCUGGUGUUUUCACUAUGAUGAAUCCUUUGACUUUUAAGGAGAUCUUUCAAACAACCGUACCAUACAUGGUGGAAAGGAUUUCAAAGAACUAUGCUCUUCAGAUUGUGGCCAACUCAUUCCUGGCGAACCCUUCUACCUCUGCUCUGUUUGCUACAAUUCUGGUGGAAUAUCUUCUAGACCGCCUUCCAGAAAUGGGCUCCAAUGUUGAACUCUCCAACCUCUAUCUCAAGCUGUUCAAACUAGUGUUCGGCUCUGUUUCUCUGUUUGCAGCAGAAAAUGAGCAGAUGUUAAAGCCACAUCUACACAAAAUUGUGAACAGUUCUAUGGAACUUGCUCAAACAGCCAAGGAGCCAUACAACUACUUUCUGUUGCUUCGAGCCCUUUUCCGAUCCAUUGGAGGUGGCAGCCACGAUCUCCUGUAUCAGGAGUUUCUGCCAUUACUGCCUAACUUGCUGCAAGGACUGAAUAUGCUGCAGAGCGGCCUGCAUAAACAACAUAUGAAAGAUCUUUUCGUUGAACUGUGUUUAACUGUGCCUGUCCGACUCAGCUCUCUCCUGCCUUAUCUGCCAAUGUUGAUGGACCCACUGGUAUCUGCACUCAAUGGUUCCCAGACCCUGGUCAGUCAGGGCCUGCGGACACUGGAACUGUGUGUUGACAACUUGCAGCCUGAUUUUUUGUAUGAUCAUAUCCAGCCAGUGCGAGCUGAACUCAUGCAGGCUUUAUGGCGUACUUUGCGUAACCCAGCCGACAGCAUCUCCCAUGUGGCCUACCGUGUGCUGGGCAAAUUUGGUGGAAGCAAUCGGAAGAUGCUAAAGGAGUCUCAGAAACUGCAGUACGUUAUUACCGAAGUGCAGGGACCAAGCAUUACAGCUGAGUUUUCUGACUGUAAGGCAUCUAUCCAACUUCCUAUGGAGAAGGCAAUUGAAACUGCUUUGGAUUGUCUGAAGAGUGCCAACACAGAGCCAUAUUAUCGUCGCCAGGCUUGGGAAGUUAUCAAAUGCUUUUUGGUGGCAAUGAUGAGCUUGGAUGACAACAAGCAUUCAUUAUACCAACUACUUGCCCAUCCGAACUUCACAGAGAAAGCUAUACCAAGCGUAAUUAUAUCGCACCGUUACAAAGCACAAGACACACCUGCUCGUAAAACAUUUGAACAGGCUUUGACGGGAGCAUUUAUGUCAGCUGUCAUUAAAGAUCUGCGGCCUAGUGCUCUGCCUUUUGUGGCCAGUUUAAUCCGUCACUACACCAUGGUGGCAGUAGCUCAACAGUGUGGCCCUUUCUUGCUUCAGUGUUACCAAGUAGGCAGUCAGCCAAGCACAGCCAUGUUCCACAGUGAAGAAAAUGGAUCAAAAGGAAUGGACCCACUGGUGCUUAUUGAUGCUAUAGCUAUUUGCAUGGCUUAUGAGGAAAAAGAGCUCUGCAAAAUAGGAGAAGUGGCUCUAGCUGUUAUCUUUGAUGUAGCAAGCAUAAUCUUAGGCUCAAAGGAACGGGCAUGCCUGUUACCUUUAUUUUCGUACAUUGUGGAACGUCUUUGUGCCUGCUGUUAUGAACAAGCCUGGUAUGCUAAACUUGGUGGUGUCGUGUCCAUUAAAUUCUUGAUGGAGCGCCUUCCUUUGAUUUGGGUCCUACAGAAUCAGCAGACAUUUUUGAAGGCUCUUCUUUUUGUCAUGAUGGAUCUGACUGGAGAGGUUUCCAAUGGAGCAGUGGCAAUGGCCAAGACCACUUUAGAACAGCUGUUAAUUCGUUGUGCGACUCCAUUGAAGGAUGAGGAGAAGUCUGAAGAGUUGCUCGCAGCUCAAGAAAAAUCAUUCCACCAUGUGACUCAUGACUUGGUUCGGGAGGUGACCUCGCCAAACUCCACUGUGCGAAAACAGGCCAUGCAUUCUCUGCAAGUGCUUGCUCAAGUUACGGGGAAAAGUGUAACAGAAAUAAUGGAGCCCCACAAAGAGGUCCUGCAAGACAUGGUUCCACCUAAGAAGCACUUAUUGCGACAUCAACCAGCAAAUGCUCAGAUCGGAUUGAUGGAAGGAAAUACAUUUUGCACCACUCUACAGCCCAGGCUUUUCACCAUGGAUCUCAAUGUAGUUGAGCACAAAGUAUUUUAUACAGAGUUGCUAAAUCUCUGUGAAGCUGAAGAUGUUGCACUUAUGAAACUCCCGUGCUACAAAAGCCUUCCUUCACUUGUGCCGUUACGCAUUGCUGCCCUGAAUGCCUUAGCUGCCUGCAAUUACUUACCUCAGUCACGAGAAAAAAUCAUCGCUGCACUGUUCAAGGCGCUGAACUCGACAAAUAAUGAACUGCAAGAGGCAGGAGAGGCCUGCAUGAGGAAGUUUUUGGAGGGAGCCACAAUUGAAGUAGAUCAAAUCCACACUCACAUGCGGCCACUCCUGAUGAUGUUGGGUGAUUAUCGCAGCCUGACUUUAAACGUUGUGAAUCGCUUGACGUCUGUUACAAGACUUUUUCCAAACUCCUUUAAUGAUAAAUUUUGUGAUCAAAUGAUGCAACACUUGCGUAAAUGGAUGGAGGUGGUCGUCCUUACACACAAAGGAGGACAGAGAAGUGAUGGCAAUGAAAUGAAAAUCUGCUCGGCCAUCAUUAAUCUGUUCCACUUAAUUCCGGCUGCACCUCAGACUCUCGUGAAACCUCUGCUGGAGGUGGUGAUGAAAACUGAACGGGCCAUGCUUAUUGAGGCUGGAAGUCCAUUCCGUGAGCCUCUGAUCAAGUUUCUGACACGUUAUCCGGCACAGACUGUUGAACUUUUUAUGAUGGAGGCCACUUUGAAUGAUCCUCAAUGGAGCAGAAUGUUUAUGAGUUUUUUAAAGCAUAAAGAUGCGAAGCCUCUCCGCGAUGUGCUGGCUGCCACACCAGGCCGGUUUGUUAACCUGCUGUUUCCUGGUGCACAAGCUGCAGUAAGGCCUGGGUCUCCCAGUACCAGCACUAUUCGGUUAGAUCUCCAAUUCCAAGCCAUCAAGAUUAUCAGUAUCAUAGUGAAGAAUGAUGGGAACUGGUUAUCUGGCCAACCUCAGCUAGUGAGCCACUUACGACGGGUCUGGGUGAGUGAUGCUUUCCAGGAGCGCCAUCGGAAGGAAAGCAUGGUAGCCACUCAUUGGAAGGAACCAAAGCUUCUCGCAUUUUGCCUGUUGAAUUAUUGCAAGCGGAAUUAUGCAGAGAUUGAGCUGCUGUUUCAACUGCUUCGAGCAUUUACUGGGCGUUUUCUGAGCAAUAUGACCUUCCUGAAGGAGUAUAUGGAAGAAGAGAUCCCAAAGAAUUACAGUGUGGCACAGAAGCGUGUCCUGUUUAACAGAUUUGUGGAAUUUUAUGAUCCAAACUUUGGAGAUGAGCUUAAAGCCAAGGCUCUGCAGCACAUCUUGAUUCCUGCUUUCCAAUACAGCUUUGACAAAGGUGAAGGGGAGCAACUUUUAGGGCCUCCAAAUCCUGAGGGAGAUAAUCCUGAUAGCAUUACAAGUGUUUUCAUUACAAAGGUACUGGAUCCAGAGAAGCAUGCUGAAAUGUUAGAUGCUUUAAGGAUUUACUUGCUGCAAUUUGCAACCCUUCUCGUUGAGCAUGCACCCCACCACAUCCAUGACAAUAAUAAAAAUCGGAACAGCAAACUGAGACGCCUGAUGACGUUUGCAUGGCCUUGCUUGCUUUCCAAGACCUGUGUGGAUCCAGCCUGCAAAUACAGUGGUCACUUACUUCUGGCACAUAUCAUAGCCAAAUUUGCAAUUCAUAAAAAGAUAGUCUUGCAGGUUUUCCUCAGUUUGCUUAAAGCUCAUGCUAUGGAAGCUCGAUUGGUAGUCAGGCAAGCGAUGGCCAUUUUGACUCCUGCUGUCCCAGCUCGCAUGGAAGAUGGGCAUCAAAUGCUGACUCACUGGACAAGAAAAAUCAUUGUGGAAGAAGGGCAUACAGUGCCUCAGCUGGUUCACAUUUUGCAUCUCAUUGUUCAACAUUUUAGGGUGUACUUCCCAGUGCGACAUCAUCUUGUGCAACACAUGGUUAGUGCCAUGCAGCGACUAGGUUUCACACCAAGUGUCACCAUUGAACAGAGGAAGUUAGCUGUUGAUCUGGCUGAAGUUGUCAUUAAAUGGGAGCUGCAGAGAAUCAAGGACCAGCAGCCAGACUCCGAUCCUGACGCAAAUGGCGGUGGCGAGGGAACCAGUGCAACCAAUGGCAACGUCAGACGAGGUUUAUCAGUGGAUUCUGCUCAGGAUAUGAAACGCUUCAGAACAAAUGCUGGAACUGUAUUUGGACGCAGCCAGUCCUUAACAGGGGCUGAUCAUCUGCUUUCGAAACCUAUUGAUAAGCAGCACACUGAUACCGUGGUGAAUUUCCUCAUCAGAAUAGCUUGUCAGGUGAAUGAUUCCUCAAACACAGCGGGUUCACCAGGCGAAAUGUUGUCCAGGCGCUGUGUUAGUCUUCUGAAGAUGGCUCUUCGUCCUGAUAUGUGGCCAAAAGCUGAGCUGAAACUGCAGUGGUUUGACAAGUUGCUGAUGACGGUGGAGCAACCCAAUCAAGCCAACAUGGCGAAUAUCUGUACAGGAUUAGAGGUAUUGAGCUUCCUGUUAACCGUGCUCCAGUCCUCUGCCAUUCUUAGCAGUUUCAAGCCAUUGCAACGAGGAAUAGCAGCAUGUAUGACCUGCGGCAACAACAAGGUUCUGAGAGCUGUGCACACUCUGCUUUCCCGUCUGAUGAGUGUGUUUCCAACAGAACCAAGUACUUCAAGUGUGGCUUCCAAAUAUGAGGAAUUGGAGUGUCUUUAUGCUGCUGUGGGAAAAGUGAUUUAUGAAGGCCUCACAAAUUAUGAGAAAGCAGCAAAUACCAAUCCAAAUCAAUUGUUUGGCACCCUGAUGAUCCUGAAGUCUGCUUGCAGCAAUAACCCCAGCUACAUUGAUCGGCUCAUCUCUGUCUUCAUGCGAUCUCUGCAGAAGAUGGUGAGAGACCAUCUGAACCCACAGACAACCCAAGGGCCAUCUGAAACCAGUACAGUCACUGUUGAACUGAUAAUGUUAAGUCUGGAGCUUGUGAAAACACGUCUUGCUGUAAUGAGCAUGGAGAUGAGGAAAAAUUUUAUUCAAGUCAUCCUGACCUCUCUCAUUGAGAAAUCCUCCGAUGCCAAGAUUCUGCGAGCUGUGGUGAAAAUAGUGGAGGAGUGGGUGAAGAAUAAUUCCCCAAUGGCAGUAAAUCAGACACCUACAUUGAGAGAGAAGUCCAUUUUGCUGGUUAAAAUGAUGACUUACAUUGAAAAACGCUUUCCAGAUGACCUUGAAUUAAAUGCCCAGUUCUUGGACCUCGUUAACUAUGUCUAUAGGGAUGAGAACCUCUCUGGCAGUGAGCUUACUGCGAAGCUUGAGCCAGCCUUCUUGGCAGGAUUACGGUGUUGCCAACCUCACAUUCGGGCCAAAUUCUUCGAAGUUUUUGAUAACUCCAUGAGACGCCGCGUGUAUGAUCGUCUACUGUAUAUUACGUGUUCCCAAAACUGGGAAGCCAUGGGUAACCAUUUCUGGAUCAAACAGUGCAUAGAGCUUCUCCUUGCAGUUUGUGAAAAAAACACCACCAUUGGCACCAACUGCCAAGGCGCCAUGCUGCCAUCCAUCACCAAUGUCAUUAAUCUGGCUGACAGCCACGACCGUGCAGCCUUUGCCAUGGUGACACAUGUGAAACAAGAACCCAGGGAGAGGGAGAACAGCGAGAGCAAGGAGGAGGAUGUGGAAAUUGAUAUUGAGCUGGCACCAGGAGAUCAAAGUGGUACCCCGAAAACCAAGGAUCAGUCUGAAAAAGAUGCUGGGAACCAGUUGCACAUGCUGACAAACAGGCAUGAUAAGUUUUUGGACUCUCUCAGAGAAGUGAAGACUGGAGCAUUGCUGAGUGCAUAUGUUCAAUUGUGUCACAUUAGCACAGCAUUGGCUGAGAAAACCUGGAUCCAGCUCUUUCCAAGGCUAUGGAAGAUACUAUCUGAUAGGCAACAGCACGCUCUGGCAGGAGAGAUAAGUCCUUUUCUCUGCAGCGGAAGUCAUCAAGUGCAGAGAGACUGCCAACCAAGUGCUCUGAACUGUUUUGUUGAGGCGAUGUCCCAGUGCGUCCCCCACAUUUCAAUCAGGCCCUGUGUACUAAAGUAUCUGGGCAAGACACACAACCUCUGGUUUCGAUCCACGUUGAUGCUGGAGCACCAGGCUUUUGAAAAAGGCUUGAGUCUUCAGAUUAAGCCACGUCAGACAUCUGAAUUCUAUGAGCAAGAAAGCAUUACUCCGCCUCCACAAGAAAUUUUAGAUUCACUGGCUGAAUUGUACUCCCUAUUGCAAGAGGAGGAUAUGUGGGCUGGCCUUUGGCAAAAACGGUGCAAGUUUCCUGAGACUGCUACAGCAAUCGCCUAUGAGCAACAUGGUUUCUUUGAGCAGGCACAAGAAACUUAUGAGAAGGCAAUGGAUAAAGCCAGAAAAGAGAAUGAAAGAAAUAAUGCGUCACCUGCCAUUUUUCCAGAGUAUCAGCUGUGGGAGGACCACUGGAAUCGCUGCUCAAAGGAACUGAAUCAGUGGGAAGCACUGACAGAGUAUGGUCAGUCUAAAGGCCAUGUUAAUCCUUAUCUGGUAUUGGAAUGUGCUUGGAGAGUCUCUAACUGGACUGCUAUGAAAGAAGCACUGGUGCAGGUGGAGCUGAGUUGCCCAAAGGAGAUGGCAUGGAAAGUCAACAUGUACCGAGGCUACUUGGCUAUUUGUCACCCUGAAGAACAGCAGCUCAACUUUAUCGAACGUCUGGUAGAGAUGGCCAGCAGUCUAGCAAUCCGUGAAUGGCGGAGACUCCCACACAUUGUGUCUCAUGUCCAUACGCCAUUGCUUCAGGCGGCUCAGCAAAUUAUUGAACUGCAGGAAGCUGCUCAAAUAAAUGCUGGUUUACAGCCUGCCAAUUUGGGGAGGAAUACAAGUUUACAUGACAUGAAGACUGUGGUGAAAACUUGGCGGAAUCGUUUGCCCAUUGUGUCCGAUGACCUUUCUCACUGGAGCAGCAUCUUCAUGUGGAGACAACAUCAUUAUCAAGCGAUCGUGGCAGCCUAUGAAAACAGCUCUCAGCAUGACCCCAACUCAAAUAACGCCAUGCUGGGAGUCCAUGCCUCUGCCUCAGCUAUCAUCCAGUAUGGGAAGAUUGCCCGUAAGCAGGGCCUGGUGAACGUAGCCCUUGAUAUCCUCAGUCGCAUCCAUACUAUUCCCACCGUGCCCAUCGUGGACUGCUUUCAGAAGAUUCGACAGCAGGUCAAGUGCUACCUCCAGCAGGCUGGAGUUAUGGGCAAGAAUGAAUGUAUGCAGGGUUUGGAAGUUAUUGAAUCUACAAAUCUGAAGUAUUUCACAAAGGAGAUGACAGCUGAAUUCUACGCACUGAAAGGAAUGUUCCUUGCACAGAUUAAUAAAUCUGAGGAAGCCAACAAAGCAUUUUCUGCAGCUGUUCAGAUGCACGAUGUACUGGUAAAAGCUUGGGCAAUGUGGGGUGAUUAUCUGGAGAAUAUCUUUGUCAAAGAAAGACAGCUUCACCUUGGUGUAUCUGCCAUCACUUGCUACCUGCACGCUUGUCGCCACCAGAAUGAGAGCAAGUCGAGAAAAUAUCUUGCCAAGGUCCUUUGGCUGCUGAGUUUUGAUGAUGAAAAGAACACACUGGCAGAUGCAGUGGACAAAUACUGUAUUGGUGUACCACCUAUUCAGUGGCUGGCCUGGAUUCCUCAACUCUUGACGUGCUUGGUUGGCUCGGAGGGCAAACUUCUUCUCAACCUCAUCAGCCAAGUUGGAAGAGUGUUCCCUCAAGCUGUCUAUUUCCCAAUUAGAACACUGUAUUUAACAUUGAAGAUUGAGCAACGGGAACGUUACAAAAGUGACUCUGGACAGCAGCAGCCGGGUUCGGUUGGCACGCAGUCUCACUCCGCCUCUGACCCAGGACCAAUACGAGCCACAGCACCAAUGUGGCGUUGCAGCCGGAUAAUGCACAUGCAGCGAGAACUUCACCCGACCCUGCUUUCAUCCCUGGAGGGCAUUGUGGAUCAAAUGGUGUGGUUCCGUGAAAACUGGCAUGAAGAGGUACUGAGACAACUACAGCAAGGAUUGGCAAAGUGCUACUCUGUGGCUUUUGAGAAGAGUGGAGCUGUGUCUGAUGCCAAAAUCACACCUCACACCCUAAACUUUGUCAAGAAGCUUGUGAGCACUUUUGGAGUUGGUCUUGAAAAUGUCUCCAAUGUGUCCACCAUGUUUUCUAGUGCAGCCUCAGAGUCUCUGGCAAGGAGGGCUCAGGCCACAGCACAAGAUCCAGUUUUUCAGAAACUCAAAGGACAGUUCACAACAGAUUUUGAUUUUAGUGUUCCAGGCUCGAUGAAGCUUCACAAUCUCAUCUCUAAGCUAAAGAAAUGGAUAAAGAUUCUGGAAACAAAAACCAAGCAGCUACCUAAAUUCUUUCUGAUUGAGGAGAAGUGUCGUUUUCUUAGUAACUUUUCUGCACAGACAGCAGAUGUGGAAAUCCCAGGAGAGUUCCUUAUGCCAAAACCGACGCAUUAUUACAUCAAAAUUGCACGGUUCAUGCCCAGAGUAGAAAUUGUACAGAAGCACAAUACAGCAGCUCGGAGACUUUACAUCCGGGGCCACAAUGGCAAGAUAUACCCAUACCUAGUGAUGAAUGAUGCAUGUCUGACAGAGUCUCGACGGGAGGAGCGCGUUCUACAACUGCUGAGGUUAUUGAACCCCUGCCUCGAGAAAAGAAAGGAGACUACAAAGAGACACUUAUUCUUCACAGUACCACGCGUUGUUGCAGUUUCGCCUCAGAUGCGAUUGGUUGAAGACAAUCCUUCUUCGCUUUCUCUUGUGGAAAUUUACAAGCAACGCUGCGCCAAAAAGGGUAUAGAGCAUGACAAUCCUGUAUCUCGCUAUUAUGACAGGCUGGCUACUGUGCAGGCUAGAGGGACCCAAGCAAGUCAUCAGGUUCUGCGUGACAUUCUAAAGGAGGUGCAGGGAAACAUGGUGCCACGGAGCAUGCUGAAGGAAUGGGCUUUGCACACUUUCCCUAAUGCCACGGAUUACUGGACCUUUAGAAAAAUGUUCACCAUUCAGCUCGCAUUGAUUGGUUUUGCUGAAUUUGUACUUCACCUGAACCGCCUUAACCCUGAAAUGCUUCAAAUUGCACAGGACACCGGAAAGCUCAAUGUGGCGUACUUCAGGUUUGAUAUCAAUGACAACUCUGGCGAUCUUGAUGCUAACCGCCCUGUGCCAUUCCGUCUCACUCCAAACAUCUCAGAGUUUCUCACUGCCAUCGGAGUGUCCGGCCCACUCACUGCCUCGAUGAUAGCUGUUGCCAGAUGUUUUGCACAACCAAACUUCAAAGUUGAUGGCAUUCUGAAAGCUGUGCUGCGUGAUGAAAUAAUUGCCUGGCACAAGAAGACUCAGGAGGACACUUCCUCCCCUCUCUCGGCAGCCGGCCAGCCUGAGAACAUGGACAGCCAGCAGCUGGUCUCACUGGUUCAGAAGGCAGUGACUGCUAUUGUGACCAGGCUGCACAGCCUGGCCCAGUUUGAGGGCGGCGAGAGCAAAGUGAACACACUGGUUGCAGCUGCCAACAGCCUUGACAACCUCUGUCGCAUGGACCCUGCCUGGCACCCAUGGCUGUAAGACCUGAACCUUGAAUCGCCAGUGAGAGGAGGGCGAGAGAAUUCUGCCGUCAAGGCUCCUUCUGUUGCAAUGUGAAGUUAAUAGACCACCCAGAUUGUGAAUUAUUUUUCUUGUUGAAAAUCACUUCAAUCCACUUUUCCAGUGUUUUCUUGUUUGUUUUGCAUUGCUCUAUUGGAUCAUGUGUGACUCCUCUUUAAAUGGAACCAUUGACCAGAAUUUGUACAGGGAGAGUGAUUAAAUAAUACUUCUGUCUUUUUGUCACACUGAUAGGAGUAAAUACUUCAGCAGGAUUUGCUAACUGCUGAUUUUGGAGAGACUACUUUCAACAAGCACGAUGCUAAGUGUGCAAAGUCUGCACAGUAUCUCAUGCUUAAGAGUGGGCUAAGUUUCUCACUGCUAUACAAAAGUUCGUCAAUGGUUGGAGGGGAUUGUGGCUUCGACGUAAGUGUUCAUUAAAAGACAUCUAGAAGGGCAAAUAUUCCAGAUGAGGAGGAAAGGUGUGGGUGGAUGAGAAACAGCUGAAAGUUGAGCACUGCACUGGUGAAGCAAAACCUUUACCAGUAAGUGCCCAAUUAGUAACUGUACAUCUGAAGUAGGCCAUUGCGGCAGGGAAUAAUGCAUGAGCGAGUUGAUGCCGAUUUGCUCGAUGGUUUUAAUUAUGCACUACUCGGCGUUGUUUGGCAAACACUGCAGAGUUCUUGCAUGGUUUUUAAAGCAAAAAUGUCAUCACAAGGUAUUUCUGUGUAAACCAAUGCCCUUUGCAACUGUUUCCAGGAGGGCAUUGAGGACACAGGGUUUCUGUUGUUACAGUUGCAAACAUGUACUGCACUUUUGUAAGAUUUGGGAAGUAUUGCAGUUUUCUGCGUAAAGUGUUUUUACUGUUUUGUACCAUACUAAAGAGUCAUCAGUUCAAAUUAGGAGUGAUCCAUUUCUCUGCAUGAUAGAUCAAAGCUGGCACUCAGUUCAGAGUAGAAUUUGACUGAGUAUAUAACGUACCUACUCUUAUUUCUUUUCGAUGUGUUGUUUUGGAAAGGGAGUCGUAACUGAAAUUUCUCAAAUAAUUCAUUCUGCACCCUGUGUGAAAUAUUAACUAGAAUUUCAAUUAAUACUGAAAGCUUAUGAAUAGGAUGUAAGAAUGAAUUUGUCACAAUCCCUUUACACUGUUUAAAAUGCCUCCACAAAGAUUUUGUGGGCUCUUCAAUGGAUUUUGUAGACACUAUAUCCUUUCAAAACAAAUAUGUUUUUACUGAUACAAGUCAGUUUAAGUCCUGUCCAUCUUAGUGAACUCAAUAUGGCCAGUUUUUUUGUAAGUUAUAAACUGUUUUAUUUUUACAUUUUU
Molecule: messenger RNA, 12936 nt
Organism: Hemiscyllium ocellatum (epaulette shark)
Lineage: Eukaryota; Metazoa; Chordata; Chondrichthyes; Orectolobiformes; Hemiscylliidae
Gene: trrap
Product: transformation/transcription domain-associated protein
Exons: 71
Coding region: 117-11597 (3826 amino acids)
Biological process (GO): DNA repair; regulation of DNA-templated transcription
Cellular component (GO): nucleus; NuA4 histone acetyltransferase complex; SAGA complex
Molecular function (GO): protein binding; transcription coregulator activity
Source: RefSeq, a predicted model, not a curated record